Punctularia strigosozonata HHB-11173 SS5 is the source of this 3267-nucleotide messenger RNA. RefSeq lists its product as uncharacterized. The record is from RefSeq and is a predicted model, not a curated record. The coding region runs from base 1 to 3267 and encodes 1088 amino acids. The transcript has 9 exons. NCBI's taxonomy places the organism in Eukaryota, Fungi, Basidiomycota, Agaricomycetes, Corticiales, Punctulariaceae.
AUGCAGCAAGCUCAAUAUACUCGUACUUUGUGGCGCGAGAGCGAGAUUGUAGUCGAAACCUCCGCUGGCGGAUCGUCGACUAUGAAGAAACGGACCCGCGAAGAGUCCUCCGAGUUCGUGUCGCGUGAGCCGCUUGCAGGGCUUCCGCUUUCGGAGCCGGCUUGGCAGAUGCCAGGAGCAAUGCCUUCGGCGGACUUCAGCUUCUCGCACCCGGGACCAGGACCGUCAGGCGAGAUGUCCGCUCUCGCCGGGAGGCCUCCUGCGCUGGCCAUCAAGAUGGCGGGACCAAGCGAUAAUUCUGGCAUGCUGGCCAUUGCUGAAGCCGAAAUGGCGGGACCCGACGACGAUGACAACAAUGCCGUCAGCCAGAUGCUGGUUGUCCCGCCAACCCAGUACCAGGUCAAUACUGCUGCCGCAAAGAUGAGGCGACUGAACAAUGCGCCCACCUAUUUUCGUCCCAGCCCGACUCGGUUAUUUGUCCGAAUGGAGGAAAAGAACGACAGGGCCGUCGUAGCAUCCAGGAUUGCCCACCGCCGCAAUGUGGAGCUGGCGAAUCAGCUUGAGGCCCUGCGGGUGGCACAGUCUGAUAGCCAACAGCAGCUGGUUCAACUCUCGGAGGAGUGCGACGCUAUGAAGCGUUUUCGUGUCAGUAGCGAUACCGCUACAAAUAGCCUGCAGCAGCAGCUCCAGGAGGAGGAGAGAUUGAGGGGGAUGCUUGUGAGCGACUUCUCGGCUCGCAUUACUGCCGCCGAGGGGGUUGCGGCCACGGCAAAUGGCCUGCAGCAGGAGCUCCAGGAGGAGAGGAGAUUGAGGGAGACGCUCGAGAUCAACUUUGCAGCUCGCGUCGCCUCCGCCGAGGCGUUUGUGACGGAUUUGAACAAAUCGCUUCAAGAUGAGAGGAGGACCAAUGGAGAGCUCAGGGCGAAGCUCAACUCCGGGACUGCGCGCGUGCAGCAGCUCGAGUGGCGGGAGAGAGAACGGGAGCAUUCCAUAUCACGGCUCGAACAAGAUCAGCGACGAUUAGAGGAAGAAAUAAAGACGCGAGAUGCCUCGAUCAAACUGCUUGAGGCUGAUUUGAAACGCGAGCAAGAUCAAGCGAGGGCCGAGCGGGAACAGUUCAAUGAAACGAUGACGGACCGAAGCCAACAGUUCGAGGAAAAGAUUGAGGUAAGAUGUCGAUGCCUAGAGCCAUCGAUGACGCUGAUGAGGAAGCAGGCUCAGAACCAGGAGUUCGAGGAGAGGUUUGAAAAUUUGACUAGCGAGAAGAACAGGCUCGAGGCCAGCCACGCUGAACUAUAUGCUGCAAUGACAGCUUUAGAGAAAAGAUUUACGCGCCAAUUCGAGCAAAUCCGUUUUGGGAGCAGCACGCCGCCGGCGCCAAAGCAGAUGACAUCAACCGACCAGCCGCCAUCAAAUGAAGCAACCGGGUCCAACGAUGUGUCGGCGUCCGAUGUGACCAAUGCAGACACACCAGCAACACCAAUGGCUCCGGUCUCCAACGAGGCGGAGGCGUCUAAUGUGACCAAUGUGGAUACACCAACAGCUCCAAUGGCUCCGGUCUCCGCCGGAGGGUCGCUCCCCGGUCCCGCUACAGGACUAUCCCCAACGCAGUCUGACGUCAAUGCCCGCCUUCUACUCAGUCCCCCGAGCAUGUUUAGAACAAUAGGCAAGGGGAGGAAAUCCGCGGGCGAGAAGAAGACCCUGAGGGAACUAAAGGAUGAGAAAGCCAAAUUUGCUGGGGCUUAUCGCAAUGUGCAAUUGGUAUGUCGCUAUAAGGUCGCCUCCAGCGCGAUAAUUGAAGCAUUUUACCAGGAGGAAGCGCGCCUGGUGCUCUACGGAGUGUUGGGGAUCAGAGACCAGAAGGAGAUCACCAUGAAGGCUAAGGAGGCUGACGAAGAGGAUGUCGCUGCUUUCAACGCAGGGUCGCUUGCUGUUGGACCAGAUCACCAAGACGUGCGCUUUUCUUUGAUCGCGCCUACCGACAAUCGCUGGAAUCGCUAUAUUGUGGCUAUGUUUGCCCAGAAAAUGUUCAAGCUGCAGGGCGAAGAGCAUGGGUUCGUAUUCAUGAACAGCAACCGGAAGAUUGAGCGGGUGCCGCCAGCAAGCUUCUUAUAUUGGGAGGAUCUCGUCUGGGAGAUCUGGACGAGACUCCGCAGUUCCUGGGUGGACUGCCUGCCAAAGAUGGUAACGGAUGUUGGGACCGGCCGCGUGUGCCCAGAGCGUGGAGAAGAGGUCGCUUUGCGUAUGAAUGACAAGGAGACUAAGUUGGAGCAACAGGCACGGAAACGGUCGCGAAAGCAUCGUCGAUAUAUCCGUCGUCUAGAUGUUUGCGAUGUGAAGGCGAAGAAGGCGACGUCUCCAUCCGAGGUUGACAAGUGGAACAAGAGGCGAAAAGUCCUGGCACUACUCACUGAAGACGGGAUGAGUUCCGACGAAACCGACACUGAAUCGACAUCUGUCCGUCACAGAACUCAUGCAUUGGCGUGGCAGCGGCAAGAGGUGGACUUGAUAAUGGAAGUAAUCGACACAGGGAGGAACGAUAUCCUGAGUUCUAGAGGAUCUCAACCAGCGGCACGAGCGCGCUCCGACCGAGUUCUAGCGUUGGGACCGUAUGGAGCUUCGUUGCAGUCGACCCGGUCACCAGUACCUGCGUUGCCCAAGGCGAUGUACGAUGCAGACUGGCUCGCGGGCACGACCAGUCAACUUCGGGGAGGGCUGGACGUAAAGGAGGCCGUUGCGGUGUUGACCGCGACGGCUACGCUUUCCUGCAACCCCAUCCCCAUCCCCAUCAUGUACCUGUCGCCUUCGGAGUACGAUCGCCUCCUCAAGGAGGACAAUCUUGCAAAUCGUUAUGCUUCCCCGCCCGCAUCAGCUAAAAUCCCUAGGCCAACAAGUGCUGCUUCCCGCAGAGUUAACAUACUCCAGCGCAUGGGCCCCGUCGACGAGGACAUCGAGAACUCUUGGCCGUCCAUCACUUAUCAGAUCCGUCUCCUGGCGUACCAUUUCCUGUGCGCACUCCCGCUCGACGCGCAGGACCAGGAUCGUGUGGAUCAAUUCCUGUACAAGGUCUUGGAAGUCUACCCUUUUUUCUCGUCCUUGGAGGAUUACUGGCCGAUCCGCGAUUAUAUUGAAGAACAUAUCCGUCGUACAUGCUCGCGCCGUCGCCUUCCCCAUGGCGAAUGGCCUGCGAAGCCGAGACCACCGAGAGUAAAGAAUGAUGAGAUUGCCCGGCGAAUGCUUCGUCCGCGCGCUGCGUUUCCCGAAUGA